AUGACCGGAUUCGUAGCAGUGCACACAGGUGCGGGAAAUUUCCUCGAUGAGACGCUGUACGAACAUGUAUGCCGAGAGGCCUGCAAUCAAGCGAUUAACGUGCUGUACGCUGGCGGAACCGCGUUAGACGCAUGUGAGCGUGCGAUCGUUAUACUGGAAAACUCGACCGCCACGAAUGCGGGUAUUGGCUCGAACCUAAACUGGGACCGACAGGUUGAGUGCGACGCAUGCAUCAUGGACGGUGCGUCGCUUCAGUUCGGAGCCUGCACAAAUGUAUCGGACGUCAAAAACCCAAUCAGUCUGGCACGGCAUCUUUGCGAGAGACAAUCAAAACUACUCAGCUUCGGACGGAUACCACCGAUGGUUUUGGUGGGCCAGGGUGCGUCGGCGUAUGCGCGAGAGAUAGGACUGCAGAUAGUGCCUGCGGAACAUAUGAUCUCGGCCAAUGCGGCUAAAAAGUACGACCACUACCGAUCACAAAUCAUGCAGUACGAGGAAAUCAAUCGAGCGAAACUGUCUCCGCUGGAUACGGUAGGAGCUGUGUGCGUCGAUGCCGAAGGUUCGAUUGUGGCCGGUUGUAGUUCGGGAGGGCUUAUGCUCAAGCUGAGCGGGCGUGUGGGUCAGGCAGCAACGUACGGAGCCGGCUGUUGGGCAUUGAUGGACGAAAAUACGAGCAUGUCGGCCGCUUCUUGCACGACCGGUAACGGGGAAUAUCUUAUGAAGACACUGUUCGCCAAGGAGCUGGUGGAUGAUCUGAUAGGAUGCAAUUGUCCCAUCACUUCACAACACCUGACAUACAAGAAGAAGCUGCUUGAAUCACCAUUCCUUUCCAAGCAGAAGGCAAUACACGCAGGUUCGCUAUCGAUCAUCUACAACACUGCCAGUGGCGAUGGCGAUCUACUCUGGGCACAUACGACCAACUCCAUGUGCAUCGGAUUCAUGUCAACGAAGCAGAAAAAGCCGAAGUUUGUACUGUCGAAACUUCCACAGAAUCUCACUUGUGGGACAAAACCAGUCAUCAAUGGGCACCAUUUCAAGCUGAUCUAA
Messenger RNA from Anopheles marshallii, 1047 nucleotides. RefSeq names its product threonine aspartase 1 (gene Tasp1). Gene Ontology annotation, biological process: protein maturation. Bases 1 to 1047 code for a protein of 348 amino acids. The record is from RefSeq and is a predicted model, not a curated record. Gene Ontology annotation, molecular function: threonine-type endopeptidase activity. NCBI's taxonomy places the organism in Eukaryota, Metazoa, Arthropoda, Insecta, Diptera, Culicidae. The transcript is spliced from 3 exons.